AUAGAAACCCAACAUUUAUUCUCAAACCGAACCAAUCACUCUAGCAAACGGACAAUAUAAGGGAGAGAGAGUAGACCAAGCAAGAACCUUUUGCUUUUUAUAUCUCUCUCUCUCUCUCUCUCUCCUCUCUGUGUCUUGUUUCAUAAAAGAGUUCGAUUCUCUCUUUCUUUCUUUUUCAUCUUUUCUGAAAAUCGAGCUCUCUUUACUGUGCCUCAUCUUUCUCUCUCUCUCUUUUACCUCUUUCUCUUUUACUCUCUAGAGAGUGAAUUAGCUGAGAAAGAGUGAUAUGGGUUUGAAAUGGCUGUACCGAUGAUAAUGGCUCAGCAAAGUAUGCCUAACAAUGCAGACAACCACCAUUACAACCAGGAAAACCAACUAGCUAAGCCCAUGUUUCAUGACUUUUUUGGGACGAAGCCCAACGAUUCUCCCGUCGUUUUGGGCUCAGCUUCAAAAACCGCAGCCGAUGCCAGACUCUCCGAGGCCUCACCGUCGGCUUCUGCUUCCUUCGGGGCUUCCUCUGGUGGUGGCCGUGGGCCUAUCUCCACCACCUCUGAUCUGGGUUCGGAGAGACGGCCAGUAAGUCAUCUGGAAGGAGUUCCAUUUUAUGGUCCAAGAAGUGAUAUAUCUGGGCCAGAGAUAAUAAGUAACAACAAGAUAGUGGGAAGUAAGAGAAGUAAUUCAGACUCUACCUUCAUGGGGUCAUCCAGAGAUGGGAAUCCUCAAAUGGGACCUGACUCUCUUGAGGGAUCGCAUUUGAUGAAGUUACUUAGAAAUGGAGCAGGGGGAGACAGACCGAGAAGAUUGAAUGAUGAUGACAUGGUCUUUAGUUUACAACAAAUGAGGCCUAGUUCUGCUUCUCUCAUAUUUCAGCCUCCUUCGGGGAUUUCCAAAUUGGACCGGUCGAUUCCCCUUAAUGCGAUUCCGGCAGUACAGUAUCCUCCCCGUGGAGGUCAUUUUGUCCCUAUGGUCCCUCAAAUACCUUCUAACAGAUUCAGAGAUGCCAAUGCCGGUCCUUCAAAUAUCUCUCAUUCAGCUGCUGAUGAGGGAUCUAGAACUGGAAUAAAGGGCCCAGGAAUAUUGAGUUCCGUUAAUGCCAGUGCUGGUGUUUCUGAGAAAAAUGUGCCAGGGGCACUGCCAAGUGGUAGCAGGCAAAAGUGUCCCACUGUAAUUACGGAGCCAGAGUCUUCCACUCCCUCAAAUCGGCAUGGAUUUGCAGGUAAUCGGCAGAUGACUAUAUUUUAUGGUGGCCAAGCUCAUGUUUUUGAUGAUGUUCAUCCAAACAAGGCAGAUGUUAUAAUGGCCUUAGCUGGAUCAAAUGGAGGAUCUUGGUCAACAAACUACUCUCCAAAAUCUAAUGCGAGGCCGGCUGGUGAAGGUCAAAUCCCCAUUGGAGAUGUUGAAACUGGUAAUGCCAAGGCCAUGGCACUUCUGCGAGAAUAUCGUGGGAGAUUAUGUGUCCCUGGCAGUUCUAGUAGUCACGGAGUUGGGUUCAGUGACCGAGUAAUGCCGACACCAGCAGCAGGUGGCCAUCAGCUCGUCAGCACUGUAGCCAAAGACGUGAGAAACUCGGUUCAUGCUGGAGAACCAACUUCCAAAGAGAAAAAUGAGAUGUAAUGAUGUGAUGUUGUUGGGGAAGAGGCUUGAAAAGUGAUUGAAUCGUUCUAAAUGUUAUUAACAACCCUUUUGGGAGGGAGUAAAAAGAUAAAAAAAAAAAAAGAUUUUCUUUCACAUUAAACCUCUUCCCUCUUUUCUCUUCUAUUUUGAUUCAUAUUUCUGUUAUUUUAUAUUUAAUUUGCCUCCUAAUUGUAUGAUGACUUGACGAGUUAGGAGUAGAUGGGUUGAUUUUCUUGUUUAUAGAAACCCAAAGUGCUUAGUUGUAUUCCCAUUUUGGAUAUAAUGGAAAUUGAUCACUCUUCGGUUUGUGAAUGGAUUA
Molecule: messenger RNA, 1933 nt
Organism: Humulus lupulus (European hop)
Lineage: Eukaryota; Viridiplantae; Streptophyta; Magnoliopsida; Rosales; Cannabaceae
Product: protein TIFY 8
Exons: 6
Coding region: 298-1614 (438 amino acids)
Biological process (GO): response to wounding; regulation of defense response; regulation of jasmonic acid mediated signaling pathway
Cellular component (GO): nucleus
Source: RefSeq, a predicted model, not a curated record